ACCUCUUUCACUUCCCGCUACGCGCCGUGGCCGUUCGGCGCGUUCGUCUGCGUUCGUUCUUUCGCUCGUGCUCGUGCUCGUGUUCGUUCCGUCGUUUCCCGAUCCCGAUCAUUACGCGGUGUGCCGUGUGCUUGUACAGAUCACGUUCGUUCGCUCGCGACCCGAUCCCGCUCUCCAUCUCGUGCACGCCGUCGUCUACCCUGAAACACCGGAGAAUCCUCGGUCUCGUGUAAAACACGCGUCGUGAAGAAGCCGAUCGCGACGAUCCGUACAAAGUUUCCGCAGCGACGAUAAUUCCUACCAAGUGGGACGCGAGUAAAACCCUAUACGGCGACAAGGAGGCACGUGGAGGGAACUCGGUAGGAGCGGACAGGCUAAACGACAGAGAAGCUCAACGGUGUCUACGCGGGAUUCUCUCUUUCUCUCUCUCUCUCUCUCUCUCUCUCUCUGUCUCUCUGUUGAGUAGCGAGGAUCGGCUACGACGCGACGAGACGACAACGACGGCGACAACUCCGAAACGCAGGAAAAUGCCGGAGACCGCGCAUCACAUGAACGGUUACACGAAUGGCCACGCGCCGCCCGAGCUACAGCAGGACACCACUUUCCUGUUCACCUCGGAGUCGGUCGGCGAGGGACACCCAGACAAAAUGUGCGAUCAAAUAAGCGAUGCCAUUUUGGAUGCACAUCUGAAGCAAGAUCCCGAUGCUAAAGUAGCAUGUGAAACUGUAACGAAAACCGGAAUGAUACUUCUGUGCGGAGAAAUUACAUCAAAAGCUGUAGUGGAUUAUCAAAAGAUCGUUCGAGAUACAGUAAAGCACAUUGGUUACGACGAUUCUUCGAAAGGAUUCGAUUGGCGUACGUUGAACCUUUUGGUGGCGAUCGAACAACAAUCCCCAAAUAUCGCGGAUGGUGUCCAUACGGACAGGCAAGACAUGGACGUGGGUGCAGGUGAUCAGGGUCUAAUGUUUGGAUACGCAACCGAUGAAACUGAUGAAUGUAUGCCAUUGACGGUCGUAUUGGCGCAUAAAUUAAAUCAAAAAAUUGCCGAACUAAGACGAAGCGGCGAAUUAUGGUGGGCUCUUCCAGAUUCAAAAACACAGGUGACCUGCGAGUAUAUCAUGGAUCAUGGGGCUUGCGUACCUAUAAGAGUUCAUACUGUUGUGGUGUCACUGCAACAUAGCGAAAAAAUCGGUCUAGAUGAACUACGCAAAGCGAUCAUGGAGAAAGUUAUCAAAGAAGUGAUACCAGCGAGAUACCUGGACGACAGAACAGUCUUUCACGUGAAUCCUUGCGGACUGUUCAUUAUUGGUGGACCACAGAGUGACGCUGGUCUCACGGGACGGAAGAUUAUUGUAGAUACAUACGGUGGUUGGGGAGCGCACGGUGGUGGUGCGUUUUCCGGUAAAGAUUUUACGAAGGUGGACAGAUCAGCUGCAUAUGCCGCAAGAUGGGUCGCAAAAUCCUUGGUAAAAGCCGGUCUCUGUAGGCGCUGUCUUGUACAGGUCUCUUAUGCCAUUGGGGUGGCAGAACCAUUGUCGAUCACAGUGUUCGAUUAUGGCACAUCCACACGCUCCCAGAACGAGCUCUUAGACAUAGUGAACAAAAACUUUGAUCUGCGACCGGGAAAGAUUGUCAAGGAGCUGAAUCUCCGCAAUCCUAUUUACCAACAAACCAGUACAUAUGGUCAUUUCGGACGGGAUGGUUUCACAUGGGAGCAACCAAAAAAAUUGAUUCUCGAUUGAUGAGAGAGUAGGUUUUAAGUUGGCUUCGGUGUUUUUCGAUUAAUUAGACAUCCGAUAAAACGUCUCUAUUUCUCUUCCUCUAUCUUUCUUUCUCUCUCUCUCUCUCUCUCUCUCUCUCUCACUCACUCUCUCUCUCUCUUUCUCAGUAACCGUGUUAUAUUAAAUGACAAAAACGUCGCCCGAGACCUUUUUCGGAAAUUUUUUCGAUCUCUAUGCCGCAACUAUCACUGAGUCCACCGAUUUCUCAAUGCCAAUAUGUUAGUAGUAACAAGAAUUGGAGGGGAGAAGGAUUCUUUUUCUAGUUCUUUUUUUCGUUCCGUGGAGAAUAUACGGGGUUAUUGUAUACAUAUAUUAUUAUGACGACAGACAUAUAGUACAAAUCUCUCGUUCAUGAUCCGACACGCGGAUGUGAACAUUUCUUCCUUCACUUUUCGCGGAAUCGGUUCUUCGGGUGAUAAUGCCUCUCAAUAACACGGUUAAACAACCAUCUAGGUACAAUAAACGCAUUCGCGCGGGGAAAGGGGUGAACCGAAUCUGUUACGGAGCCCCGUUAUUGUUGUAAGCCCAUGUUCAUAUCCUGAUGAAAACUUCUUUCUUUAACGUUCAAUUAGAUAAUUCAGUCUGGCAUAACCAGAUUAUGAUUUUAUCGUUGAUGCAUGAUGUGGAAGUCAAAAAGAGUAAAAACUAUUAGAGCGAGCAAAUGAUAAUAACUUCCCAUCUGCAAAAAAAGAAAUGUAUAAACAGGCGCUACAUUGAUACGAAUUUUCAGAUUAAAAAAUGCAACUGCAGUCCCAUAGAUUUUUAGCACGAUACUAGUAGUCAUUCACACGUACAUGAAAGUUCGAUGCUCGGAUCUGAUCACAGUAAGCUAAUUUCCAAAUGCAUGAAAAUAUAAAUCGCAAAUCUCGAUAAGUUUGCGUUUUUUAUUUUAUUUCGACAAUUAGCGCCAUAUAUAUACACAUAUAUAUGAUCGGUCUUUCGUGUACGUAUCUUUAUUACAAUUAUUACAAUCGUUAAAGUGGUAAAAAUGUCGGAAAAUAUAAAUUGAUGACAAUGACGUGUCUUUGGCAAACGUGUACAUAGCAAAGCAGGAAAUGAUGCUUGUGUUCGGGAGUUAUGUUCGAGAGUUUCACGGAAUAGUUGCGACAUAUAUUAUCGGACCGAUCAAUACAUUACCGGUGAGAAAAAUCAUUGUUAAAACACUUUAUAGUGUGCGUGAAUAUAUGAUAUAGCACGAAUGUGUUUGCUUUAUUAAAUGUCAUGUGGUCAUUUCCCUCUUUGCUAUUCAGUUUUAACUAAGUAGAUUAAUUAUAGCGACAAAUAUUAAAAGAAAAAAAAUUUCCAAUCCUGGUAGAGAUCCAGCAUAGAUCGUAUGACGGAGCUCGAAAAUGUAGAAUUUUUAAUUGUUUUUGGUACCGACACUAUUUGUCCGACAUAUUAUCGAAGAUUUUAAUGGGAAACAAAUAUAGAGAAAUUGUAUAAAAAGAUUUAAUCUCUGUCAGAAUUAAUAUGUGCGAUUUGCGACGUAAAUUAUAAUAUCGGCAAUAUAUAUAUAUGUAAUAGUGCACAAAAAAUAUCGUAUAAAAGAAAAACACGUAAUAAAACGGAUUUUUUAAUAAA
Formica exsecta is the source of this 3362-nucleotide messenger RNA. RefSeq names its product S-adenosylmethionine synthase (gene Sam-S). The record is from RefSeq and is a predicted model, not a curated record. Gene Ontology annotation, biological process: S-adenosylmethionine biosynthetic process. NCBI's taxonomy places the organism in Eukaryota, Metazoa, Arthropoda, Insecta, Hymenoptera, Formicidae. Bases 528 to 1742 code for a protein of 404 amino acids. Gene Ontology annotation, molecular function: ATP binding; methionine adenosyltransferase activity. Gene Ontology annotation, cellular component: cytosol. The transcript is spliced from 9 exons.